Molecule: messenger RNA, 1987 nt
Organism: Galeopterus variegatus (Sunda flying lemur)
Lineage: Eukaryota; Metazoa; Chordata; Mammalia; Dermoptera; Cynocephalidae
Gene: CCND3
Product: cyclin D3
Exons: 5
Coding region: 174-1052 (292 amino acids)
Biological process (GO): regulation of cyclin-dependent protein serine/threonine kinase activity; positive regulation of G1/S transition of mitotic cell cycle; mitotic cell cycle phase transition
Cellular component (GO): cyclin-dependent protein kinase holoenzyme complex; cytoplasm; nucleus
Molecular function (GO): cyclin-dependent protein serine/threonine kinase regulator activity
Source: RefSeq, a predicted model, not a curated record
GCGAGGGGCGGGGCGCCUGUCAGGGAAGCGGCGCGCGCGGGCAGCUGGCUGGUUGGGGCUCCGCCGCGCAGUGCCAGCGCCAGCGCCAGACCCGCGCCUUGCGCUCUCCGGCCCGCCGCCUGUGUUCUGCCUCGCGAGCCCUCAGUCCCGGCCUGCCUGUGCGCUGCCCGAGUAUGGAGUUGCUGUGCUGCGAGGGCACCCGGCACGCGCCCCGGGCCGGGCCAGACCCGCGGCUGCUGGGGGACCAGCGUGUCCUGCAGAGCUUGCUCCGCCUGGAGGAGCGCUACGUUCCCCGCACCUCCUACUUCCAGUGCGUGCAGAGGGAGAUCAAGCCGCACAUGCGGAAGAUGCUGGCAUACUGGAUGCUGGAGGUGUGUGAGGAGCAGCGCUGUGAGGAGGAAGUCUUCCCCCUGGCCAUGAACUACCUGGAUCGCUACCUGUCCUGCGUCCCCACCCGAAAGGCGCAGUUGCAGCUCCUGGGUACAGUCUGCAUGCUGCUGGCCUCCAAGCUGCGGGAGACCACGCCCCUGACCAUCGAAAAACUGUGCAUCUACACCGAUCACGCUGUCUCUCCUCCCCAGUUGCGGGAAUGGGAGGUGCUGGUCCUAGGGAAGCUCAAGUGGGACCUGGCUGCUGUGAUUGCACAUGAUUUCCUGGCCCUGAUUCUGCACCGGCUCUCUCUGCCCAGUGACCGACAGGCCUUGGUCAGAAAGCAUGCCCAGACCUUUUUGGCCCUCUGUGCUACAGAUUACACCUUUGCCAUGUACCCACCGUCCAUGAUCGCAACGGGCAGCAUCGGGGCUGCAGUGCAAGGCCUGGGUGCCUGCUCCACAUCUGGGGACGAGCUCACAGAGUUGCUGGCAGGGAUCACAGGCACUGAAGUGGACUGCCUGCGGGCCUGUCAGGAGCAGAUUGAAGCUGCGCUCAGGGAGAGCCUCAGGGAAGCAGCCCAGACCACCCCAAGUCCAGCACCCAAAGCCCCCCGAGGCACCAGCAGCCAAGGGCCCAGCCAGACCAGCACUCCCACAGAUGUCACGGCCAUCCACCUGUAGCCUCGGAGAGGCCCCCUCCAGUGGCCACUAAGCAGAGGAGGGGCCGCUGCCCCCUCUUCCCUGCCUCCAGGAACAUACCACAUCACAUCUGAAGCCUGAAGGGGCUCCUGUUCCCCCUACCCGACAGUGUGCAGUAAGGGGCCUGGCCAGCCAUGUCUGUGUUUGGAUGGCUGGUCAAGCUCCUCCUUCCUGCACCUAACCAGCUCAGCUCCUUCCCUGACUCUAGCUGGGGAUGGGCCAGGCUGGUCAGACACAAUUGAAACAGGUAAAAUAUAUGCACCAGGAUUCCUUUUUGAGACCCCCUCUCUCUGGAGCUCUCAGGUUCUCAAUUGCCAAAAUACCCCAGUGCCUUCUAAAGGUGUUGCCCCUUCUAGGGUUAUUGCAAUUGGAUUGGGGUCCUUCUGAAGAUGAAAUUUCAGGCACUCUGAUAGACAUGUUAGAGAAGAUAGUAUAGAUGACUAUUCUCAGCACUUUGGAGACCCCUGUACAACCCAUGGUCACAGUUGCUCCUAGAGGGAGGGGCCUAGGCCUCUGUUAGGGUAGGAACCAACAGAUUCCUCCUUGCUGUUCAGUGCUGAAGGAAGAGGUCAUUUUAAUUUAUUAAUUGCUUUGAGUAAGAGGGUAUAGUGGGGCCUGUCUGCCCAACUGGUGGUAACCCUGGUGGUUGCUGUUUCCCUCCCCUGUGCUAUUGACUAGAGGAUCUUCGUGGCCAAGGAGCUGCUACAGCCUGGGGUGGGGUCAUGCCCUCCUCUCCUUUGGCCCCCUGCUCAUUUUCCAGGGGGAUGGAUACAGCAGGGAUGCGCUGGAGGUGGCUGAUCCCGUCUGGAGAGGGAGGCAAGCCCUGUUGACACAGGUCUUUCCUAAGGCCACAAGGUUUAGGCUGGUGGCCCAGGACCAUCAUGCUACCUUAAUAAAGAUUCUGGAAUAAAACUGGC